This is a messenger RNA of Micropterus salmoides (largemouth bass), 3008 nucleotides long. RefSeq names its product TAR DNA binding protein a (gene tardbpa). Gene Ontology annotation, molecular function: RNA binding. The coding region runs from base 541 to 1734 and encodes 397 amino acids. Gene Ontology annotation, biological process: regulation of gene expression. The transcript has 5 exons. The record is from RefSeq and is a predicted model, not a curated record. Gene Ontology annotation, cellular component: nucleoplasm. Lineage: Eukaryota; Metazoa; Chordata; Actinopteri; Centrarchiformes; Centrarchidae.
CCAUUUUGUUAGCUAGCUUGAGGUUGGAGCCGUUAGCCGUGUAGUGCUGCAAAUAUUCACUGUUGUCUGACGAUUUUGUACUUAGGUUUCACCGAGAAAUAUAACGUGUCGAUGUUUUUAUUUACGUACAAGUUUCGGCUACACGCUCGUAUAUAAAAGGAGGACGCGUGUAUUUGUUGACAGUAAGCACAGCGCGAAUCUGGAUGGUCAUUCAUUUUUCAAGCCGUCUGAGGUUUGCUAGCUUGUUAGCUAGCUGGCUAACUCGUUUACGCGUGUUAUCAGCAGAGGGGAACAUACAGAGUAUUGAAGGCCCCAAAGGUAUUAAAUGUUACAGAGCUGUGGAGUGAGUGUUAGCGUUUCACACAGUUUGUCUGUCUGCGUUUGACUGCUCUUGCAUUUUAGUUGCGUCACAUAGGAACAGAAAUAAACUUCAGCCGGAGUCGACACUGCUAACUCGCGUGCAUCAUUCUGUUAUUUACUGGUAACUUGAGCUUCAUCCGCUGAUUUCACUCAGACCAGCGCUCAAGCUAUUCAGAGACCAUGUCAGAGUUGUAUAUUCGUGUGGCUGAGGAUGAAAACGAAGAGCCCAUGGAGAUCCCCUCAGAGGACGAUGGUACUAUUUUGCUGUCCUCGGUAGCAGCGCAGUUUCCAGGGGCGUGCGGGCUGCGGUACAGGAACCCGGAGUCCCAGUGCAUGAGGGGAGUCCGGCUUGUGGAGGGUGUCCUGCAUGCACCUGAGAACGACUGGGGAAACUUGGUCUACGUCGUCAAUUACCCUAAAGAUAACAAAAGGAAGAUGGAAGAAAUAGACGCCGCCUCAGCUGUGAAAGUAAAAAGGGGCUUUCAGAAGACAUCAGAUCUCAUUGUCCUCGGGCUGCCGUGGAAAACAACAGAGCAAGACCUGAAAGAUUAUUUCACUACCUUUGGGGAGGUCAUCAUGGUGCAGGUCAAGAGAGAUGCAAAGACUGGUAACUCAAAAGGGUUUGGGUUUGUCCGGUUCACUGAAUAUGAGACACAAACGAAAGUGAUUGCUCAGAGACACAUGAUUGAUGGACGAUGGUGUGACUGCAAACUUCCCAACUCAAAGGCGUGUCCUGAUGAGCCCAUGCGGAGCCGUAAAAUCUUUGUUGGCCGCUGUACAGAGGACAUGACAACUGAUGAACUGAGGCAGUACUUCAUGCAGUAUGGCGAAGUCACUGAUGUCUUCAUCCCCAAACCUUUCCGGGCAUUUGCAUUUGUCACGUUUGCAGAUGACCAGGUCGCCCAAGCCCUGUGUGGAGAGGACUUGAUCAUCAAGGGCAUCAGUGUGCACAUCUCCAAUGCCGAGCCCAAACACAAUAAUAGUAGGCAAAUGAUGGAUCGAGGGCGGUUUGGGGCUGGUGGGUUCAGUCAGGGCUAUGGCAGUAAUCGCGGUGGGCUAGGCAGCAGUAGCGGUGGGGUUAACUUUGGGGCUCUCGGUCUUAACCCAGCAAUGGUGGCUGCUGCCCAGGCAGCGCUGCAGAGCAGUUGGGGAAUGAUGGGCAUGCUGGCUAACCAGCAAGGUCUGACUACAACAGCAGGCACAGCCACUACAACCCGAGACCAGACCUAUAGCUCUGCAAGCACCAGUUACAGCAGUCCCAGCUCAGCUAGCCUCGGUUGGCCUGCAGGCACUAACACCGCCUCCAGCAGUGGCUUCGGCACUUCUGGCUUUGGCAACUCUAUGGAGUCAAAGUCUUCUAGUUGGGGAAUGUAGAUAGCUUCAAGUUGACCUUUUCUGUUGCUAUUAGGCUAAUCUGGUAAGUAUACAUAAUACAGCUGGGAACUGCUUAUAUCUUAUGUUCCUAUUAUUUAAAAUACACUGCCUUUUAUUUUGUUAAAGAGAAAAUGUAUACUUGUGUGUGACUGAUUAUGUAGUCAUGCAUUGAGUGGGUGAAAAAUUUAGUUUUAGUGGAGACUGCCACAAUUUUUUUUGUUUGUUUUUAAGAAAGUUAUGCAGAGAUGAUGCAUGCAAGAUAAAUAUUUAUAAACAUGCACGAGUAUCUCGAGAGCCCCCACAGCCCCUUGUAAAAAUGGGCUUGAUAUAAUUAUACAUCUUUAUACAUCUGUAUGCAGUUGAUUGCAUCUUUUUGUUUGUUUUUUGUUUGACAUCUUUUGGAAACGCCUUCAUGAAAAUCUCUUCUGCAGUUCACCAACUCUUUCCCAAUUUCCCGGGAGGAAGCGCCUCAUUGGCAGCAAUGUUCGACAGAUCUCAGUAUCAAUUCCCCUCCUCCCAUGUGUAAAUGCUUUGUCAUCAAAGAACACAGCUUCACUCUGCAUAUACUGUGUUAGACGGUGGGUGUUGUCUUUUUUUCCUCUCCCCUUUUUAUGGAUAUAAAAAUCUUGUCUGCUCUUGUCGCAUUUCGAGAUCAAUGAGUGGGAUUGGUGUUGGACCGAGUGCGAGUGAGCGAACGGAAGAGAAAAAUGAAAGAAAGCAAGUGUGAGAAGGACUGCUUGUGCACAUUUUCUUUUUUUUUUUUUUUUUUUUAAAGAGCCAAAUGCCUGCGAGAGUUGAGAAGAACCUGUGGCUUUGUGCGAGUGUGAGAGGAAGAAGCAAGUACGAGUGUGUUCCUAAUGGCCAUCACAAGGACAUUUAUUGCAUCUCGAGAUCCCUAGGGUCUCGGCUUUCUCUCAUCGUUUUCUAUCACCCUUAAUUCUUUAAUAACAAUGAAAUGUCAAGUGCUAUGAGUAUUUGUAUCUUUUCGUAGCUUUCUCUUGCUGUAUGAUUUGAUGUGAAUGCUCUGUCUGGUUGUGUGCUUUAUUUUCUCCUUGUUACCACCCUCUGUGUGUGAAAAUGUGACUGGUGAAGUCUGUGUGGGGGAAAACACUGAAAGUAUGUUGAAGUUUGCAAGUGAGCUCAGAGGUUUAUGUGGUGAAUGUUUGUCAAGUUCCCAUUGAAAGUUUGUGUUUGAAGUGGUUUCGAAUGCAUUUUCUAUGUUUUGUGAAUCAAAGGGAAGUCUGAAAUAAAACUGAAUUUGACUAGGUAUGAUA